CCAAUUUCUAAGACAAAAGCCCAAAUAAAAGAAUAUGCCGCAAGACCAACCUUCCUUUUACACACCAAAACCUUUAGAAACUCUACCAUGGUCGUCACCACGCCGACUUAUCACAUCAUCUCCAAAGUGCUCCCUCCCCCCAAGGGGCCGCUCAAACUGGGCACCGUCAUUGACAACCUAGAAGACCUCACCCCGCUCAGUGACAGCCUCGAGAUUGAAAAAUCUCGCGUCACCUCCUUCCACGAGGAAGAGUUUGAAGUCAAUCGGGAACAGGUCCUCAAAGGAGUAGGUGGAGUCGGCCUCAAGGUGCAUGGUCUGCCAGUGGGCAUUGACCUGUCUGGUGGUGGCGACACCAACGUCAACGACACGUACAAGUUCAAAGAGCUUGAUACUUUCUUCUUCAGUCCUACCCUUGAUGACUAUGAGAGGGCCGUAGCCACGCCCCGGCUACAGACGCAUCUCAUGUACUCGAACUACAUGCCAGUGUAUAUUAUCACGGGCAUGAAGAUCGGCCACCAGCCAGAGGUGACGCUGAGAAGGGAUAAUCAAGUCAAUGGAACUUUCACCAUCGGCAUCAGCGAGGGAAACACAACCCUCGGCAUCAACGCGGAUGCAUCCUCAUCCAGAAUUAUCGUCCAGGGAUCCAAAAGCUCCCCAGACAGCAUUGUGUUUGCGAUCAGGGUGAGGAAGCUAUCGUACAAAAAGCGCUACUACAUCGCUGGCCAGAGGGACUUGCAUGACAGCCCCCACAACUACGGUGCUGAGCUGGUGGGCGUGGACAGGGAUGCGGACGAGGAGGAUGAAGUCCCUCUUUUUGAUGUCGAGGAGAUGGAUCUUGACGAAGAGAUCCAGGGCAGGGUUACACAGGAGCGGGAUAAUUCCCAAGUGGGAAAAUUUCAACUUGUACUUUGA
Messenger RNA from Fusarium keratoplasticum, 912 nucleotides. RefSeq lists its product as uncharacterized. NCBI's taxonomy places the organism in Eukaryota, Fungi, Ascomycota, Sordariomycetes, Hypocreales, Nectriaceae. The coding region runs from base 88 to 912 and encodes 274 amino acids. The record is from RefSeq and is a predicted model, not a curated record. The transcript has a single exon.